Eurytemora carolleeae is the source of this 4720-nucleotide messenger RNA. RefSeq names its product period circadian protein (gene per). The transcript has 11 exons. Gene Ontology annotation, molecular function: transcription corepressor binding; transcription cis-regulatory region binding. Gene Ontology annotation, cellular component: nucleus; cytoplasm. Gene Ontology annotation, biological process: entrainment of circadian clock by photoperiod; negative regulation of transcription by RNA polymerase II; circadian regulation of gene expression. Bases 245 to 4369 code for a protein of 1374 amino acids. Lineage: Eukaryota; Metazoa; Arthropoda; Copepoda; Calanoida; Temoridae. The record is from RefSeq and is a predicted model, not a curated record.
UCUCCUCUCUCUCCCGCUAAACAAAACCUCUGUACACUACAUUACAUACUUGUCAGUACAUCUAUAAAGAAAGAGAAGUGAAUAACGCAGUUGAUCUCAAAUAAUCAGCGGAGUAAAGUCAGCUAUAUAAUAGAACACAAAAGUGAACUAACAACUAUUAAAGAAUCAGUGAACGAUUGUGAUUAUCUAUUCUAGUAAUGAAGAUGGGUUAAUCAGUAUAAAUCCAGUUUAAGAAGUAUUGACGAUGGUUAAAACAUCAAUAAAGCGCCUGAAGGUGGCCGAGGAUAAGAAUGAACAGGGAGGAAGACGAGAGGUGGCUUCUAGCGAAGUUUCCAAUGCUCAACCUGACUCAGCUUACAGUUCUCUAGGGCACUCAGCUUAUAGCUCCUUAGGACCAAUUAGACCUAAGAACAGCUCCUUGGCUUUCAGUCAGUCCAACAGUAACAGCAACAGCCAUGGUACAAGCAGGAGCAGUAAACAAAACCUGUCCAGCAACAGCAACAGCAGCAAGCAGAACUCGUCUAGCAAGUCUAGCGGCUGUUCCGGCCGAUCGACCCAACCUGGAGCUGCUGUCCCGGAACCGGUCAAACCACAGGAAGCUUCUUUAACAAUGUUGGAGAAGAAAGAGCCUACUGAAAGGCCUCCAAGGAAAAAGAAGGCUAAGAUCAGCUAUAGUGGUCCAAUGGAACCUGUCAAAUCAGCAGCAGAUAAAACAGGAGCUGCUACCUCACACUCGCAGGAAUCUAAAGCUGCAAAAGUAGCCUCCCUGUCCCAAGCCCUGGGCUAUGUCGAGCAGUUUAGGAAAAUACAGGCCCUGCGGUUUGAGAAGGCUGGUAGAGGUACAGACGAUGAUAUAAAUGAUUUGGCGAUUAAUCUCCUUGGUGCAUCUAAGAAUUUUGGUAUCCAGGCUGCCGCAGAGCAACCAUCCUUAAACCUCGAGGACAGGGAGAAGAUUCCCGAGGACACCAUCGUGAAACACGAGAAGAAGGAGGGGGACGGAUUCUGCGUCGCUGUCUCCUUGCAUGACGGGAUGGUGAUGCAGACUACAGCAUCUCUGACCAGCAUCCUGGGAUACCCCAAGGAUAUGUGGGUCGGACGAAGUUUUAUUGAUUUUGUUCAUCCCCAGGACCGUGAAACCUUUAUCAACCAAGUUACGGAAAAUGUUGGACUUAUUCUCCGGGAUCAGCACACUGACAGGGGGAAACCAGAAGCGGUGGAUACUUACAGGAAGAGCGGAUGCUUCUUUUGCAGGAUUCGAAUUUACAACGGACUCAAGUCUGGCUUUUCUGUUAAGGAGAGAAAGACCCGGUACAAUCCCUUCAAGCUCUCUGUUUGCUUCAGUGAGAUGGAUUCUAAAGGAUCCGGCAGGACUCCGGAGUCUUCUAAUCCCGUCUCAGGGCCUCACAGCACGUUCCUGUUCAUAACGGCGAUCCCUUUGAUCUCCUCCUACUCCGAACCCUACGAGGAUAUUUCUAUAAAGCAGGAGAACAGUGGUCAGCAUAUAUUUGUCACUAAGCACAAUGCCUCCUGUGUGUUCAGUAAUAUUGAUGAGACCGCUAUACCGUAUCUUGGAUAUCUACCACAGGAUAUAAACGGACAGGAUAUAUUCAAGUUUAUCCAUCCUCAAGAUCUUCCGUACAUUAAGGAGGUAUUCGAGAACGCAAUGCUUGAACAAGGUAAAGCUAUCAAGUCCCGUAAUAUCCGGUUCAAAGUUAGGAACGGAGGUUUUAUCUUGGUAAAUAGUUGGUGGAGUUGCUUCAUUAAUCCUUGGAGCCGACAGUUGGAGUUUGUCAACGGAAAACAUUCCGUAACAAAAGGUCCUCGACAUCCAGAUGUUUUUGCGGAUUUCCUCAAGGAAGCCGAAGAGCCCCAGACCCUAGUGGAGGAUUCCGAAACGCACGCGAUAGCUGUUCAGAACGACAUCAGGAACACGCUAAAGAAAACAGUACAAAGGAAUACAUUUCUAGACACAAACUUCAACAACACAUCCAAGACUAGGAAAGAGCUGUCCAGCUUCAUGGGAUCCCUACUGGAGGAGGUGGCUAAGGCGGAGUCCAACAAACUUAGUAGGUCAGGAAAUAUCAAAGCAUUUGUCAUCGGAAACAUUAGUCCUCAUCAAUCCGACUCCUCAGAGAAUCCACCAAGCUACACACAGCUGACGUACAACGAGAACUUAACAAGGUUCUUCAAUAGUCAACCAAAGACUCUCUUAGACAAGGUUGAUGUGCACAGGGACGCUUCUCAGGGUCACAGUAAGACCUCUGAGGAUACAAACCUAUCCGGUUCUAAUGAAACUUCUAGAAAGAAGGCAGAAAAUUGUCUGCACAAGGAGGACGGGGGGAGAUCAGCUCAGGGCUCUGGAGCAUCUGGAGAACCAACUCAAACUGGAUCCGGUACAGGACACAACUCAUCAACCUUACAGACAGGAUUAUCCGCUGGACAAGUUCAAUCCGGCCGCGAUUAUGGCAUGAUGUCGCAAGACGGAUCCGGAAGUGGAUCUAGGCUUGGCUCUGGAUCCGGAGACACUUCUCUAGACCAGUAUAGUCCGCCCCUUCUGACCCAAGAGCUAUUGGUCAUUCAUAACAAGGAUAUGGAAAGAAAGAUGUUGUGUAAAUACAAGCAAGAUAAGAGAUCGGGAGACAUUAGGUUUCUGAAAGAUCAUAAAUACAAACUAGCGCAGAACACUGCACUGAAGGGUGCAAACAUCCAGCAGGGAUCAAGGCAACCUGGAGGAGAUAUUACAGAAAAUUCUAAAAAAGUCUCGAACCCGUUUGACAAGGAAGGAAAAACAAUCUCCCGAUUCGAACCUGAUCUUCUCGGUAGGCCCGGGAACCGUCAGAUCUGGGCUAACUGCGAUGAGUCCAUCCCGAUCCAGGCCAGUUUCAACAAGGUUCAAGGUCAGCAGGGUCAUGAAGGUCAUGUUGGAUUCAACCAGGCGAACAUGAUGCAGAGAGGAACUCCAACCUCUGCUCCUGGAUUUACUAGUAGUGUUGGAGUAACAACUCUCUACAUGACCUUCGGUGGAAAUUCGGCCUCAAACCCCAAUCAGAAUUCCACACAGGUUCCCUCCGGGAUGAAUAUAACGCUUGAGCGUGGGUCUAGAUAUGUUCCCUUUAGUGUACUUGACACCGUUCCUGGAGUAUUCUUCUCACAGCUUGGAUUACCGUCUACCAGCGGAUUGGGUCCCAACAGUAAAACCAACCAGGAGUUAAACAAGUCCCCAACCCACCAACCAGCUCUCCCUAACUGUCUGGCUGUCAACAGUUGUAUUAUAUGUCCCAACUCCAAUAUUCCAAACUUCAAUAAUGAUUCUAAGUUUGCACGUCCUUUGUCACGUGCCGGAUCCCGAGCUAGCUCUGUGAAGGGGGAGCCUGGGAGCGCGCUUGAAUCUAAUGCUUCAGUAUCAGUAAAGGAUAAAAUUAUUCUUUCUCCGGGAAUACUCCAGGCUGUUGGGAAUAUGGUCACCAAGGAAAAAGAGACGGAUCAACAAAGCACUAGCACAUCUAGCUCCAGCCUCUAUUCUUUUCUGAAAACCUCGGAGGAUUACAGCCUCACUAACGAGGACUCACAACAUUUAUCUGGGGACGAGACUCAGGUACAGAACUACGUAGCUAAACCUGUUCUCUCUGAACCAUUCUGGAACGAAAAGGUGGAACUUAGUAAGGAACUGGAGUACUGUUACCAACUAGAGGUUAAAAGCCUCGAGGAGAUCUUGAGGUCGGACCGAGAACGCCUCGGUGUCCUCAACCAGUUUCCCGAGGUCGGGGAGCAGUUAAAAGAGCUGUUGUCCGGACCCGAGGAUGUCGAGGAUCUUAACUUUGGUCUCUUAGAGAAUGAAUCCAUCUCCAGCUGUGAAUCAUCCUCAGCUGACGAAGGAACCUCCGAGGAUGGCGAUGUACUGCGUGUGAAAAGGUUAAAGAUGAAAGCACACCUGGAGAAUCUAAAUAUAUUUUUUGAAGCUGACGCUCCAUUCCCACUUGCGGAGCCACGAAAACUUGAGCUGGCAAAUAAGAAGUCUUGGAUGAUAAUAAACCCCUCACUGGAGGCAGAGUGGGAGAAGAAGAUGAAUUCCUCCAGUGUUUCAAGAAGUUCAAAUGCGGGAAGUUUCAAGUCCGGGAGUACAUCACCAACUCAAAAUAAUUCUGAGAAUGGUUCAGGUAAAAACUCGCAGAUAUGUCAGACCAAUAUUAAACAGCCUACCGGAGAAUCGGUUAUUCAGUUAUCUGGAGCUAAACCUGAACCUGAACAAUCUUCGAUAGAGCCACAACCCAGUCAACCCGGAGCUAAUCCUGAACAAGAGAUGGAGUCUUGUUCCCAACCCUCCAGUGGAGAAUCAGAAGCAAUGAGUGUAUCAUUCAAUGCACCCUGAACUAAACCAAGUCAAAACAAGUCAAGAAUGAAAUGUUAAACUUUAAUUUAUUUGGAAACCAAUUUAUUCUAAACCUUGAAAAAAUGAUUAAAAAUAUUAUAAUUAACAAUUUAUUUUACAAGAUACCUUUAAUACAAGUCGGUGUCUAUUUCUAAUCUAAUUAUAAAUGUGAAACAAUUACCUGUCAGAUAUUUACAGAAGAACAUCGUCAUGGUGAGGGUUCUAUUUUCUGUGACCUUAGGAUUUUCCAUUAACAUCAUAAUAGAGGAUUUUCCAUUAACAUCAUAAUAGUUGUUAUUUAGAUUAAGUGUUUCAAUUGUUAUCAAUAAAAUGAUUGUUGUCGAUAUUUAA